This is a messenger RNA of Lipotes vexillifer (Yangtze River dolphin), 402 nucleotides long. RefSeq names its product zinc finger protein 154-like. Gene Ontology annotation, biological process: regulation of DNA-templated transcription. Lineage: Eukaryota; Metazoa; Chordata; Mammalia; Artiodactyla; Lipotidae. The record is from RefSeq and is a predicted model, not a curated record. The transcript is spliced from 4 exons. The coding region runs from base 1 to 402 and encodes 133 amino acids.
AUGAAGUAUAGACUGUGGGUUGGAGGAAGGAGUAAGGAAGAUCGGUAUGGAGGCUACUGCCAUAAUCCAGAAAGGGACUGUUUGUGGUUUCAUCUGUCUCCAUCUUGCCAGGGCAGUGUGACCUUUGAGGAUGUGGCCGUGUACUUCUCCUGGGAGGAAUGGGAUCUCCUUGAUGAUGCUCAGAGAUGCCUGUACCACAACGUGAUGCUGGAGAACUUGGCACUUAUAACUUCCUUGGGUAAGGCUCACCAAAAGCAGAACAUUGGCGAGAAUUGCUUCAGAAGCAACAUGGACAGAGCCUCAUUUAUGAAAGACUGCAAAUUUUUUGUGUCAGGGAAGUCCCUUUCCCAUGGGGAGUCCACAUACACCAGGGAGAAGUCAAACAGGGGAACUGAACUUUAG